AUGUUGCGAGUUGAGAACCCCGCUCUCGCAAGCUAUUGUACAAUUAUACAUCCUCGCGACAGCACCAGUACAAUGGCGAGCCGAAGCAUGACAGGACGUGCUCAUCUAUCUCUACUAGUAAAGUUGGUUUUCGUGUUGGGGCUGUUGGGUACCAAGUUUGUGGGAGCAAGCAUUGAAAAGGAAGUUCAGGUGUCGUACGUUUUAGAGCCCUUCGAGUCGAAGAAAAACGCCACGGAAGGCGAAGACUAUGAGCCCGGAAGCGAUGAGCACUUGAUCUUGCAGACGACGAACAACCCCAAAGUAUCGUGGACGAAUGAUGCUCUCUUUGGCAAGAGGGCCAUCAAUAUUGAGGUGCCAACGGUAAGCCAGUCGGGAGUGACAUGGUUGGUCGACGACGAAAAUUCCCCCUAUAACUGUAUGGGGGCGUCCUACCUUUCUUUCUGGUACAAGUUGCCCAAGGCGCAACCGGAACUUUCCAUUACUCUGACUGUGUGGGACAGCUCUAAAUGCGACAGUAACUGUACAAAGUUUGACAAUUUGGAAGCCUAUCCCAUUGGCCCAUUGGUGCUCGAGCACUUUGAUGCUGAAUCAUGGCAGGAAAUUCGGGUGGACCUUCCUAUCCUCGAUAUGCGUUUGGAUCGCAUCAAGGGCUGGGGAUUUUCGUUUGAUAAUGAAGCCGGUGCCAAUGCUGCCAGCCCUCUCGACGACAAGUCUGCUGUGAUUGUUGACCAUGUUGCUUGUGUCGGAGGAGGUGACUUGGUCAGCGCAGCUUUUAAGUUUGGGAAGCAAGAGGAACAAGAAACAUUCCAAGAUUCAGUAUCCAGCAAUGUGUGGGUACCAGAAUAUUACAAAUCCGACACUUCAGAGAAUGAAACUCGGGUUCAGUUGGAAGAUGGAAAGCUGUCCAUGGACUAUGUGGUGCAAAUGUCAGAGGAUUGGGGUGGGUUCUUGAGCUAUCGCCACCUUGCGCCUGCAAACUCGUACUACAACCUCUCCCAAGCAACCCAGUUGACAUUGGACUACAUGGUUCAACAGCCAUGUUCCGCUCCUGGAAGGGCACACCUCCGGUUGAUUAUUUAUGAUGGCCAAGACUGCCCUUCUUUCUGCUCUGAUUCCAACAAGAAUCUCGAAGGCUUCUAUGCAUUUGAACAUGUCUUGGAUGAUCUGGCCCAGACAUCCUUCAGCGUUGAACUGGAAGGAACCGAUGAUUCAUCAAGCCCUUUUUGGCUCACAGGUUGGGUGGGAUCUGUGCACAACAGUGUUCUGGAUCCUGGCAAUGUCAAAGGCUUCACACUUGAGAUAAACAUUGACUCUCAAGGCAUGCUGGGAUCCUUGGCAUCUGGCCAUGUGGCUGUUGGCGAAUUGGUUGCAUCCAAUAAUCCCAUCGGGUUGCAAUCAGGGGACAUUCAGGUUUCUUACGUGCUGGAGCCAUUUGAAUCCAAGGUUGAAAAUGUCACAGGCCAGCCCUACCAGCCAGCAGAGGGGGAACACUUGAUCUUUGCCACGACAGAUGACCCUAAACUGGAUGUAACUUGGACAGAUGAAGCAAGCUUUGGGGACUGGGGCAUCAACAUUCAGCUGUCACCAAGCGCCUCAUCAAACGUUGAGGGACCUAGAAUCACAUGGAUUGUUGAUGAUGAAAAUCCUGCCUACAACUGCAGGGGUGCAACCUAUCUCUCACUUUGGUACAAGGUGCCUGUUGAACAGCAUGGUCUGGAAUUCACAUUGAUCUUGCUUGAUGAGGCUGCUUGCACUGUGAAUUGUACAGAUCCAGAAAAUCUUCAGCCCAUCCUUGUAGGGCCCUUCAAUCCAGUUUCUUCUCAAGACUGGAAGGAGCUAAGGGUGAAUCUCCCAAUUCAUGACUUACACAUGGAUCAAAUAAGGGGCUGGGGGCUCUCCUUCCAACACAGGGAGGCACAGGAUUUUGGCCAAACAGAAGGUUCUAGUGUGCACAUUGACCACGUAGCUUGUGUUGGGGGAGGUGAUUUGGUCAGUGCACCUUGGAGCUUUGGUGCUCCCGGACAGGACAACUAUGAAGAGGGUUACUCAAAGCAAGUGUGGAGAUCAACAUACUAUGAAUCUCCAACCUCCGAGAAUGAGACCCAAGUUGAGCUGAUAGAUGAAAUGCUCUCAAUCAAUUAUGUGGUUGAACAGACAGAGGAUUGGGGUGGGUUCCUGAGUUUUGGCCACCUUGCACCAGCAAACUCCUACUACAACUUAUCCCAGGCAACAGAAUUAUCAUUGGACUACAUGGUUCAACAGCCAUUUUCUAUGCCAGGAAGAUCACACCUCCGGUUGAUUGUGUAUGAUGGCCAUGACUGCCCUGCAAACUGCUCUGACUCAAGCAAGAACACAGAAGCAUACUACUCAUUCAGCUACGUCUUGGAUGAUAUUGCCCAGACAAGUUUUAGCGUCGAUUUGGAAGGGACUGAUGAUUCAUCAAGCCCUUUUUGGCUGACUGGCUGGGUGGGAUCUGUGCACAACAGUUUUCUGGAUCGAGCCUACAUGAAGGGUUUCUCCCUUGAGAUCAACAUUGACUCUCAAGGGAUAGUUGGGUCUCUAGGUUCGGGAAUGCUUGUGGUUGGUAGAAUGAUGGCAUCCAAUAAUCAAGCAGCAUUUCUGUCUGAUGAUGUUCAAGUUUCUUAUGUGCUGGAGCCAUUUGAGUCCAAGAUUGAAAAUGUCACAGGCCAGCCCUACCAGCCUGCAGAGGGGGAACACUUGAUCUUUGCAACAACAGAGUCCCCUUCAGUGGAUGUGUCUUGGACAGAUGAGGCGAUCUUUGGUGAAAAGAGCAUUAGCAUCACCCUAGCGCCGAAUGCCACAUCAGCUCAUGCAGUUACUACAGCCACAUGGAUUGUUGAUGAUGAAAACCCUGCCUACAACUGCAGGGGUGCAACCUAUCUCUCACUUUGGUACAAGGUGCCUGAUGAACAGAAGGGUCUGGAAUUCACAUUGGUCUUGUUUGAUGAGGCUGCUUGCACUGUCAAUUGUACAGAUCCAGAAAAUCUACAGCCCGUCCUUGUAGGGCCCUUCAAUCCAGUUUCUUCUCAAGGCUGGAAGGAGCUGAGGGUGAAUCUCCCAAUUCAUGACUUGCACAUGGAUCAAAUAAGGGGCUGGGGGCUCUCCUUCCAACACAUGGAGACACAGGAUGUUGGCCAAACAGAAAGCUCUACUGUGUACAUUGACCACCUAGCUUGUGUUGGGGGCGGUGACUUGGUUAGUGCACCUUGGAACUUUGGCGCUCCAGGACAGGACAACUUUGAAGAUGGUCUCUCAAAGCAAGCGUGGAGAUCAACAUACUACAACUCUCCAACCUCCGAGAAUGAGACCCAAGUUGAGCUGAUAGAUGGAAUGCUCUCAAUUGAUUAUGUGGCUGAACAGACAGAGGAUUGGGGUGGGUUCCUGAGUUUUGGCCACCUUGCACCAGCAAACUCCUACUACAACUUAUCCCAGGCAACACAAUUAACAUUGGACUACAUGGUUCAAGAGCCAAGCUCUAGUCCGGGAAGGGCACACCUCCGGUUGAUUGUGUACGAUGGCCAUGACUGCCCUGGAAACUGCUCUGACUCAAGCAAGAACACAGAAGCAUACUACUCAUUCAGCUACCUUUUAGAUGAUGUCGCUGAAUCAAGCUUCAGUGUAGAACUGGAAGGGACUGAUGAUUCAUCAAGCCCUUUUUGGCUGACUGGCUGGGUAGGAUCUGUGCACAACAGUGUUCUGGAUCGAGCCUACAUGAAGGGUUUCUCUCUUGAGAUUAAUGUGGACUCCCAAGGUACAGUUGGAUCUUUUGUUUCAGGAACCUUAAUGGUUGGCAGAAUGGUAGCAUCAUCUGGCAAGCAGGAACAAGUGGGGUUGAAGACAACAGAUAUCACGGUUGAAGAGGGAUUGCUUUUUCGAAAUGACGGAGGCUCGUUUCAAAUGGUAGAGUUUAUUGACCGGGAACAAUGCCAAGAGUUGUGCUUGGGAGACUCGAGAUGCGUGUAUGCCUUUGCAGACAGACGAGAUUGCUACAUGGCGUCAUAUCUUGAAGAAACUGACGUUGAUAUAUCCACGACGGCACAAGAAGAAGACACAUAUACCUCUUUUUGGGUGAACACGGCCGGCCGAAGAGGAGAAUUUUGCGACCUCUGCGAGUGCCAUGCAGAAGAUCGAGUCAUCGAUUGCAAUGGGCGAGACUUGGCCGUGGUUCCGAAAUCAUUUUCUCCACCUCCACGCGACGGCCAAGAUGCUUGGAUGCCGCGAAUCAUCGAUUUGAGUGGCAACCCACGGUUGCUCGUGAUCGGCGCGGGCUCCUUUGAUGACAUAUCAGACUAUCUUGAAGAAAUUGUCCUGCCGGAAGGCCUUCUCUAUCUCUCCUCAAGCGCAGUAAAGAACUUCACCGUCCUGGAGAGCAUCGUUGUAGGGGAUCGCCUCAAGAACGUUGUCGAUCACACAUCCGGCUUCUUUGCGGAUGUUUGUUGUGGUCUGGGCGAUCAAGGGUCGGAGUUGACUUUCUGUGACAUGCAAGUGGACCACCCAGGAAGGGACUCGCUAUAUUUCGACUUCGUUCAAUAUGUGGGGGGCAACAUUCAGAAAUUGGAGCCUAGUUCCGAAUUCGGGUCGGAAGGUGCCGAGAGUGCCGAGAAAUGUGCUGAGUUCUGUGCUUUGCACAAAGACUGUCACUAUUUCGCUUUUGACCAACGGUAUCAAGAAGCCGAACACACAUGUUUCCUCUUGGACGACAUGGAAUCAUCCAACCACAUUUGUUGCGACGGGAUCAACGAUUAUGCUGAUCUCGACCGAACCAUUCCUGGCUGGACAUCAGGAGUGGCUCCACGGACUCGCAGCAAGAAACGCGACGCCGUUGUCCUCGUGACGCCAACAUCGUUGAAGGCGGAACAGGCCAACGAUUAUCGAGUCGAGUUUAGACUUGCUUUGGGCUCGAAACCGCUCCGAGGUGCUGUUUGGAUCGAGCCAACUAUUGAAUCUUCCACGGACCUCGAUUAUACUCUUUCUCCCACCAGGAUUGCACUCUAUGACAACUCCAGUGUUGCAACCGUUGCGAUCCAUAUCCGCAACCCGGAAAUCAUUAAGGGAGUUGGCGAGACUUUAGUUGUGAGCAACAAACUGGAAUCCUGUGAUUCGGCGUUCACUGCACUGGAUACCGAAGCAAGCAAUGUCUAUGUUCAGGUGCUGGUGCCUCAGGAAGCGGAGAACGAUCUCUCGUUAGUAGUGGGCGUAUCCAUCGCUGUUCUGGUGAUUGUGGUGGGCCUUGCGGUCUACGUGGUUGUCGACCGCCGCCGACUCGCAAGGUAUGCCAAAAAAGAGUUGGAAGACUCAGAGAGAGAUGAAGUUGAAGAAGUUAGGAAAACUAUUCGGAAGGACAGCAUUCGCAUAGACAUUGCCAAAGGUGCUAUGUUAGUGACGCUGGUGACUGCGGGAAUUGGAAUGACUGUAUGGGGAGUUGGUAUUCAACUAGACGAUGCUUCUAUGGACCUUCAGGAGCAACAACCAGAUUUGGUUUCAGAGGUUGAAGAGUCUUCAUCGACGUCUGCAAGUGCCUUCCCGUAUGUUUUGGCAGUUGUUUUUGCCUUCAUACUCAUUGGUUUCAUGGUCUAUGACUGGUUGGUUAGAAUCCGGAACAGAAAACUUGUUCUCAACGCGGCAAAGUCUGGUGAAAUCAUGACGACGAUGUUUCCAGAUCAGAUUCGCAAAAAGCUACUCGAGGAUACAAAGACAAAUAAGAAGGCCAGUCGCGAGAAAGGGAAAGAGGGUCAGGCAGAUGAAGGUCAUGCCUUGGCGGAUCUCUAUCCCAGUACUACGAUCUGUUUCAUGGAUGUACAGGGCUUCACUGCCUGGGCGUCUUCCAGGCAGCCUCAUCAGGUUUUUCAACUCCUUGAGGCCGUAUUUGGUGCUUUUGACACAAUUGCCAAGGCAAACAAAGUUUACAAAGUUGAGACCAUCGGAGAUUCCUAUGUUUGCAUUACAGGUGCACCUGAUUUCCAAGAGGACCACGCUGAAAGGAUGUGCCGUUUUGCAAGCCGUUGCACGAAGAAGUUUAGAUCAUUAAGUCGGAAGCUAGUUGCGUCCUUGGGACCUGAUACAGGCGAACUCAACAUCAGAGCUGGCGUUCACAGUGGACAAGUGGUCAUGGGUGUUCUGCGCGGCUCAAGGGCUCGUUAUCAACUUUUUGGGGACACUGUAAACUUGGCAGCCCGGAUGGAGUCAACGUGUGAAGCGGGAAUGGUUCAAAUAUCGCUUGAGACUGCUGAGAUCCUUCGUGAUAAAGUUAUGUCUGCUGCAGGGAAGGGAAGAAUGCUGGACGAAACCUCGAGCAUGGGCACCACGGAUCUCAGCAAGGCAUCGCAUGAUCUCGACGAGCAAGGGGCAAAACUUUCUAAUUUGAUCUCGUGGAACACCGAGCAACUUCUUUUCUUGAUCAAGAAGAUUGUCGCGUGUCGCCAAGGAUCGCAGACGAACGCUGUGACUGAUCGUCCAAACGAUACUUUCAGUUUGAAAGAUGACAGGACGUAUCUCGGCGAAGUCGCCGAGAUUAUCGAACUUCCACAGUCCAGAGGAGUGGACUUUGAAGCUAUAAACGUCCAGGACGUUGAGAUUGAUAAUACUGUGGUCAAGGAACUUCGCCUUCUGGUUUCCAACAUCGCCUCUCUCUACAACGACAACCCAUUCCACAAUUUUGAACAUGCCAGCCAUGUGACGCUCUCCAUCAUCAAGCUUCUGUCGAGAAUAGUUAAACCUUCAGAAAGAGAACUUGCCACCAGUGACCUCAGCCUGCACGAUCACUCGUACGGAAUCACCUCGGAUCCGCUAACUCAUUUCGCCGUGGCGUUUUGUGGCUUGAUUCAUGAUGCUGACCACCCCGGGGUUCCCAACACACAAAUGAUCAAGGAGGAUCCCAUUCUGGGUGCUCGCUUUGAAGAACGCAGUGUUGCGGAGCAAAACUCGUUAAGACAAUGCUUUGAUCUCCUCAGCAGGGAUGACUACAGCAAUCUUCGUGACGUCCUCUUUAAUUCCAAUGAGGACCAAGAUCGCUUCCGUCAGCUCGUCGUGAAUAGUGUCAUGGCCACCGAUAUUUGCGACAAGGAUCUCAAGUCGCUGCGAAACAACCGAUGGGACACAGCUUUUUCGGAAGAAAAGAAAAAUGAGCCUCGAGACAUGACAGUGAAUCGAAAGGCCACGAUUGUCAUUGAGCAUUUGAUUCAGGCAUCUGAUGUAUCACACACAAUGCAGCAUUGGAACGUCUACAGAAAAUGGAAUGAAAAGCUGUUGCAGGAGAUGUACCAGGCCUACAAAGAAAGCCGUGCUGCGAAUGACCCUACAAUAGGCUGGGCCAAGGGUGAAAUCGGUUUCUUUGACUUUUACAUUAUCCCUCUUGCCAAGAAAUUGAAGGAGUGUGGUGUCUUUGGAGUGAGUAGUGAUGAAUACCUGAACUAUGCACUGAUCAAUCGUCGCAAAUGGGAAGUGGAAGGAGCUGCAAUCACAGCCGAAAUGGUGGCCCGCCUCAAGCAACAAGACUUGGUGGAAGAACAGGCCCCUCUCCCCCCUCCGAAGAACCUCACUUUUGAGUUGGACGGCAUCGAUGAAGUUGAAGAACUGGAAGAGGAUGAGGAUGAAAAGGAAAGCUGCGAUCUAUCAGUUUGA
Molecule: messenger RNA, 7641 nt
Organism: Seminavis robusta
Lineage: Eukaryota; Bacillariophyta; Bacillariophyceae; Naviculales; Naviculaceae
Source: the annotation of a GenBank genome assembly